ACAAUAUGGAUACAAGGUCAAAUACAAAAAAAUUAUGCAAAGCACUAAACUACGUUUGUAGAUUAGUGUCCCAAUUUGACAAUCUGGUUGUUCCUAUCGUUGGUCAUUUUAGUGCUUUGUGUGUGUAUAUAAAUAUAUUGUCAUUAGUUCAACGAUCAAAUAUGUUCCUAUACUCUCGACGCCUAAGUGUGAUAGAUAAGAGAAAAACAGACCUGUAGAAUGCUGACGUUCCAAAUUUGUUGUAUUACCAUAUUGAUAGUGCAUGUAUUGAAAGCGGAGCAAAAUGUUUCCCAGCAAAAGGAUAGCCAUGACUGUUCCCAUGAGGAGUUGCACCGCAGUGACCCUCUGUUAUUAAACGACCCCUCCCUGUAUGAUCGGAGACUGCAACAGCUGGAGAGUCAAGUACAGAGCUUGACCAGCAAACUCCACCUAGCGGAGACAACAAUCAGUCAGCUCUCUCAAUCCAACAAAGGUCAAAUGACAUAUGUGAGAUGGGGGACUCACGGGUGCAAAGCCAAUGCCACCUUGGUAUAUUCAGGUCAAAUUGGUGGAUCCGCCUAUUCUCAGACAGGAAACGGGGCUAAUCCUCUCUGCAUGGUGCAUGAAGUCCUUUGGGGUACCUAUCAACCGAACAAAAACAUGGCAGAGAUUUGGGACGCAGAGUAUCAGGAUGAUUUUUGGGGUCCCGGGACAUUGGAUCAAGACGUUCCUUGUGCCGUGUGCUCGCCAAAACAGGGAACUAGUGUGUUAAUGAUCCCGGGACGAAAUCGAUGUGUUUCUGGUUGGACUGAACAAUACCACGGCUAUCUUUCUGUUAAUCUCGUAGGUCAUCCUCAAGCUACCACAUAUGUGUGUGUUGAUGAAAAUGUUGAAUUGAUAGAUGCAGGCGCAAAUGAUGUGAAUGGUUUCCUAAUGUAUGGCGUGCGCGGGCACUGCGGAAGUUUAAAAUGCCCGCCAUACAUAGAAGGGAAGCCAAUAACUUGUGUUGUCUGUUCUAUUUGACACUGAAUGAAAUAUACUAUGGUUAUAUUUUGUA
This is a messenger RNA of Ostrea edulis (European flat oyster), 1036 nucleotides long. RefSeq names its product short-chain collagen C4-like. The transcript is spliced from 3 exons. The record is from RefSeq and is a predicted model, not a curated record. Lineage: Eukaryota; Metazoa; Mollusca; Bivalvia; Ostreida; Ostreidae. The coding region runs from base 220 to 1002 and encodes 260 amino acids.